This is a messenger RNA of Carya illinoinensis, 1601 nucleotides long. Its product is annotated as ribulose bisphosphate carboxylase/oxygenase activase, chloroplastic-like. Gene Ontology annotation, cellular component: thylakoid; chloroplast stroma. The record is from RefSeq and is a predicted model, not a curated record. Gene Ontology annotation, molecular function: ATP binding; ribulose-1,5-bisphosphate carboxylase/oxygenase activator activity; ATP hydrolysis activity. The coding region runs from base 97 to 1410 and encodes 437 amino acids. The transcript has 5 exons. NCBI's taxonomy places the organism in Eukaryota, Viridiplantae, Streptophyta, Magnoliopsida, Fagales, Juglandaceae.
CUCUCUUCUCCUUAUAGACGACACUCCAAAAAUUUUUCAGUUCCAUUACGUCUCUACCCUUGAAGCCUCCCACUCCAUUGCAACCUUCUGUAAUCAAUGUCCGCUUCGGUUCCAGCUGCAGUAGCUGUUAACAGAGCACCGGGGAAGUUGAUUAGGUCCUUGGCCGGAGUUUCGGUUCCAAGGUCGGCAUUCUUGGGCAAAAGCAUGAAGAGGGUGACCUCCACGAUCACCUACAAGAAGAUAUCUUUUGGGAAUUUCAAGGUUAUAGCAGAGUACGAUGAGCAGAAGCAGAGCUCCAAGGAUAGAUGGGGGGCUUUAGCCUCUGACAGUUCCGACGAUCAGCAGGACAUCACUCGAGGAAAGGGAAUGGUGGACACUCUCUUCCAAGCUCCCAUGGGUUCCGGGACUCACUAUGCUGUCAUGAGCUCUUAUGAUUACAUUAGCGUUGGUCUUCGCCGAUUCAACCUUGAUAACAACAUGGAUGGGUUUUACAUCGCUCCUGCAUUCAUGGACAAGCUUGUUAUUCACAUCACCAAGAACUUCUUCAACUUGCCAAACAUUAAGGUUCCUCUCAUCUUGGGUAUCUGGGGUGGCAAAGGUCAGGGGAAAUCAUUCCAAUGCGAGCUUGUCUUUGCUAAAAUGGGAAUCAGCCCCAUCACGAUGAGUGCUGGAGAAUUAGAAAGUGGGAACGCUGGAGAGCCUGCAAAACUGAUCAGGCAAAGAUAUCGUGAAGCGGCAGAUAUCAUCAGGAAAGGGAAAAUGUGCUGCUUAUUCAUCAACGAUCUCGAUGCUGGAGCCGGUAGGCUUGGAGGAACAACACAAUACACCGUGAAUAAUCAGAUGGUGAAUGCCACCCUUAUGAACAUUGCCGAUAGCCCAACCAAUGUCCAGCUUCCUGGCAUGUACAACAAGCAGGAGAAUCCUCGUGUCCCCAUUAUUGUCACUGGAAAUGACUUCUCAACAUUGUAUGCCCCUCUCAUACGUGAUGGUCGCAUGGAAAAGUUCUACUGGGCACCAACUCGGGAUGACUGCAUUGGUGUCUGCUCAGGUAUCUUCCGGACAGACGGUGUGCCCGAGGAUGACAUAGUGAAGCUUGUCGACACUUUCCCCGGACAGUCCAUAGACUUCUUUGGUGCCCUGAGGGCAAGAGCCUAUGAUGAUAAAGUGAGGACAUGGAUAUCAAGUGUUGGGGUAGAAAAUGUUGGGAAACAGCUUGUGAACUCGAAGGAGGGACCUCCAACCUUCGAGCAACCAAAUAUGAGUCUGCAGAAGCUCCUCCGGUAUGGAAACAUGCUGGUUCAAGAGCAGGAAAAUGUAAAGAAAGUCCGACUGUCCGAAAAGUACUUGAAAGAAGCAGCUCUCGGAGAUGCAAACGAAGAUGCCAUCCGAAGUGGAAAUUUCUAUGCUUAGGUUCUUCAUUCUUCUCUUGCCUUGAUGAGAACUUUUCAUCCGUCUUUAGGAUUUAUACACAAUGGGAAAAGGAUUUUCGAGAGAGAUUGUUUAAGUUUUUAAUAAUUCUUUGGCUGCAGUCAAGAGCAGUCCAACAGUUCAAACUUCCUGUACACCAAGGUUCAAUGCGGCGAACUUUGAUCCUCCAUACA